Molecule: messenger RNA, 324 nt
Organism: Rotaria sp. Silwood2
Lineage: Eukaryota; Metazoa; Rotifera; Eurotatoria; Philodinida; Philodinidae
Source: the annotation of a GenBank genome assembly
AUGGCUCAAGGACAUCUUCGUGUAACUGUAGUCGAAGCAGCAAAACUUACUGACAAAGAUAAAACAGACUUUAAUGAUCCUUAUGUUGAAUCUAUUCUUGUAUGUAGUGAUUUAUGGCCAAGUAAUGAAUAUCUUUAUAUAGAUGUCUAUGAUGAAGAUGAAGGCAAAAAACCAGACUUAAUUGGCUCGGCACAAAUUUGUCUUGAUGAUAUUAUUAAAAAAGGACAUUUUGAUGAUUGGGUUAAAUUACCUGGUUUUCUCGGUUUUGGUAACCAUGGAGAUGUACAUAUACGUAUGACUUUUGAAAAAAGAUCAGUAGAAUAA